This is a messenger RNA of Drosophila ficusphila, 604 nucleotides long. RefSeq lists its product as uncharacterized. The coding region runs from base 49 to 579 and encodes 176 amino acids. The transcript has a single exon. NCBI's taxonomy places the organism in Eukaryota, Metazoa, Arthropoda, Insecta, Diptera, Drosophilidae. The record is from RefSeq and is a predicted model, not a curated record.
AGCCAUGACUUAUAAGUCAGUUGUAGACGAAAUACAACUCAGACAGCCAUGACAUGGAGUGUGUGGCUAGUGCCUCUCGCCUGUUUCCUGACCUCCUCCGAAGGCUCCUUCGAGUCCUGCGAGUUCAUGCUCGAAAACAGGCUCCCUUUUACCCUGGCCUGCGAGGCCAAAUACUCCACCGAGCUGAAGCUGAGCUACCGGGACAUCUGGGUCGAGGCCAACACGAACUACUGGCUGUGGUGGAGGCGGGACCCGACGCUCCAGCUGCUGAUCUCCUUCUUUGAGUCCCCAAUUUCCCCCUGCACCAACGUCAGCCUGAGUCUGAACUGCCUCCACUGCUCGAACUCCCAGGAGCCCGGCAUCCACAUCCUGCCCGAGAGCAUCCACUGCUUCGGCUUCUCGUUCUCCUACGUCCAGGAGCUGAUGAAGCAGUGCGGCAUCUCGCCGGCCACGAAGCUGGACCACGUCGCCAUUCACUACGCGCGGCGGGUGCCGAGCCGGGAAAUCCCCUCCAGAGCCACGCGAACUACCGCUUGGACCGCGGUGCUCAGGAACCUUUGUAGGAGUGGUAGGUGGUAGGUGGUAGGGUGUUGAACGCCAAUGC